Molecule: messenger RNA, 2734 nt
Organism: Hypoxylon trugodes
Lineage: Eukaryota; Fungi; Ascomycota; Sordariomycetes; Xylariales; Hypoxylaceae
Product: FAD/NAD(P)-binding domain-containing protein
Exons: 2
Coding region: 219-2294 (691 amino acids)
Molecular function (GO): calcium ion binding; NADH dehydrogenase activity
Source: RefSeq, a predicted model, not a curated record
AGGAAGCGCCGAAAGGGCGAGGAAAGAAUUCUUGUGAUUCUCUUUUUCCCCUUUCACAGGCCAUAAUCUUUUUUCUUUUUCGUACACGAACCAAUUUCUCGAUUUUCUAGUUACGAAAACUAGAAACAUCAUAAUAUAAUUUCCCGACAUGACACGGCUUCGUUUAUAGUACUUCCUUUUUUCUAAUUAAUUUCUGAACUGAUCGGAAAGUACCGACGAUGCCGCCUCAGCUAGGAGCUGCCACGGUCCUCGCUCUUCGCGCUGGUCGUCAGAGCUCUCCUAGCUAUAAUCUCGCAUAUUCGACUCUACUACGACAGACAACGCGCGCGAACAUUCGCCAAUUCGGCAUUCUAUCUCGAUCGAGUAUUUCGAAACGAAGUACACCCACAAAAAAUACACAAUGGCUGUUCCCACCUAAGCGCAUCCUACGCGAAAUUUCGGGCAAACCCCUCCCACAGAGACGAUCCGUAAUUCUCAACUUCGCAUAUCGCACAGCGGCAGUAAUAGGAACGGGAAUUGGGUUCAUAGGAGCUCUAUUCGCAGCUUUUUUCUUAUAUGACGCCACUACUUAUAAAGAGGAGUCGAUUACCUUUGGUGAUUGUCAAGUCUCCUCAAAUGCUCUAAAUCCGCGUCGCGGGGGACCUAAGAAUCUCCCAAUUAUAGAAGCGCUGCUCGACGACGAAGAUAAUGAGGAAGCAAGGAAGAAGAGAAGUAAGCCCCGACUUGUUAUCUUGGGUAGUGGCUGGGGUAGUGUCGCGCUUCUCAAACAACUCAACCCGGAGGAUUACCACGUGACUGUCAUCAGUCCGAAGAAUUACUUCUUGUUCACUCCUAUGUUACCCUCUGCGACUGUUGGUACUCUAGAAUUGCGAAGUCUCGUUGAACCUAUCCGAAGAAUUCUAUCAAGGAUUGGUGGGCAUUAUCUCCGAGCUUCCGCCGAAGAUGUUGAAUUUUCACACAAAUUGGUCGAGGUUUCACAGGUUGAUUCCAAAGGUGAGGAGGUGAGAUUUUAUAUACCGUAUGACAAAUUAGUCAUCGCGGUAGGAUCCGUCACAAACCCUCACGGAGUCAAGGGACUAGACAAUUGCUACUUCCUUAAGGAUAUUAACGACGCGCGUAUGAUUCGGAACCAGGUUAUGAAGAAUUUGGAGCUCGCUUGUCUUCCUACGACAGAUGAUGAUGAACGGAAACGACUUUUAUCCUUCGUGAUCAGCGGUGGUGGUCCCACUGGUGUCGAAUUUGCAGCUGAACUAUUCGAUCUAUUGAACGAGGACCUAACCAGAAGAUUUCCUCGACUUCUACGAAAUGAAAUCUCAGUCCACUUAAUACAGAGCAGGGGUCAUAUUCUUAACACAUACGAUGAAGCCCUUUCCAAAUACGCCGAAGACCGAUUUGCUCGUGACCAAGUCGAAGUACUUGUCAACUCCCGAGUGAAAGAGGUACAAAAGGACAAGAUCAUAUUUACUCAACAAACCCAGGACGGUCAAGUCAUCACUAAAGAACUCCCAAUGGGAUUCUGUUUAUGGUCCACUGGUGUUUCUCAAGCGGAUCUAUGCCAGCGCCUAGCCGCGAAGCUAGGAGCAGCACAAAACAAUCGUCACGCCCUCGAAACAGAUACUCACUUACGCCUUAACGGCACACCCCUAGGCGACGUAUACGCAAUCGGUGACUGUUCAACCGUGCAAAACAACAUCGCCGACAACGUCAUAACCUUCCUCCGCGGGCACGCCUUCAAACAAGGCAAAGACCCGGAAACCGUAGAACUACACUUCAGCGACUGGCGCGCCGUCGCCUCCGACGUAAAACGGCGUUUCCCGCAAGCAGCCGCGCACCUAAAACGGCUCGACAAGCUAUUCUCACAAUUCGACAAGGACCAAUCCGGAACCCUCGAUUUCGGCGAACUACGCGAGCUGCUCAAGCAAAUCGACAGUAAACUCACAUCCCUACCCGCUACCGCGCAGCGCGCGAAUCAGCAGGGUAUUUAUCUUGCUAAGAAAUUCAAUAAGCUCGCGCAUUGCGCGCCUGGGUUACGGGCUAAUGAUGUGAGAGAUGGGGAUCUGGAUGAGGCGUGUUAUAAAGCGUUUGAGUACCAUCAUCUGGGUAGUCUGGCGUAUGUUGGGAAUAGCGCUGUUUUCGAUCUUGGAGGCGGGUGGGGGAUGAGUGGUGGCUUGUGGGCGGUGUAUGCUUGGCGUAGUGUGUAUUUUGCCCAGAGUGUUGGUGUGAGGACGAGAGUGCUCAUGGCUAUGGAUUGGGCGAAGAGGGGACUUUUUGGACGAGAUUUGAUGAGUUAUUAGACGGACUCGAAAAGCAUAGGUGAUAUCUAGACUACAGAAUAGGCGCCCAGGUGAGGCGGCUACCGAGCCUAUUAAAAUUGAGUUGAUUUGUAUAUAUUGGGGGUGGCUGGACUCAAUUCUAAUAAUAGGGGCGCCGUUCGAAAUUAGGAUCAUGAUAAUGUGGUAAUUCCGGCCUUGGUGUCUACUAGAAAUUAGACUACGAGGGGAUUGGAAUUGAUGAUAAUGAGAAUGGGUUAAACUGGCUUUUCCAGCAUGAUUUUUUCUUCUUUUUACGUUCGUCACACCAUCGGAUAUUUAGCAGGCAGCUGAUAAAGUGUAUCCUGGUUCGCACUGUGUGACAGGAAGCAUUACUAAGUCCUCACAAAUAGGAGCGGUAUAAUUGGGAUAGCUUCGAAGGUAGUAUCGCAUUUAUUAUUUGUCAAUGCCAGUAGUUUCCGUCU